GUCAUAUGUUCCGCCAAUUGUGUCAACGAGUCGUGUAGUCUCGUAACGAUAACAAGUUAUUGCACUUAGCUUCUUUAUUUUUCAUGUUUUUAUGAAUAAGCGUUGAAGAAAUUAUUUGUAUGGACAUUGUGUGGAUUGUAUUAUUACGAAGAACAUUGGAAUGUGACAGCAAUUAACCAAAGUACAGAGCACGUGUAGCUUUGUGUACAUGAGUGACGCUCAUUCAUAGAAUUCUUUUAUGAAUGACGCUUGUACAUUUCCGUGUUUUGAUGUAAAAUCACGCCUUUGGCAUUUUUCAUAUUACACGCAAACUGUAUUCCAUACAUUUGUGCAAUAUAAGCCUAUAUUGAGGAAUUACUUAAAAAAUUAUAAAUUGUGCAAAAAUGGAUUUUGAACCAUGUAAUGGAUUUUUUGAUUUGUGUAUAAAUGUAUCAAGCGAAAAUAUGAAUUGUCUAAACGAUAUAUUAUUAAGAUCAUAUCAAAUGGGUUACAGGACUGUGGCAUUAAAUCAAACUAUAGAUGAAAGUAUUUUUGAUAAUGAUAAAAAAAAGAAGAAAAAAGGUGAAGAGAGUAAAACAGUACCAAAUGUGAUACCAGAACCAAUUGAUGUAAGCAAAUUUAGUGAGAAAUUUGGAGGAAAACUAUGUAUACUUAACAGGCUAACAUUUAUUUGUUCAGACUCAACAAAAACACAUAUAUUGGGACAAUGUGCAACUAUGAAGAAAUAUAAUUUAUAUGCUAUUAUUCCAACUCGGCAAGAUAUGUUAGAGUUUGCUUGUUCCCAACUAAAUACAGAUCUUAUUACAAUAAAGCCACUGACUUCUGGUGUAAAAUUAAAUAGGAAGUUAUAUCGGCUGGCAGUAGGAAGAGGUUUAUGUUUCGAAGUACAGUACGCAAAUAUGCUUUUGAACCAAAAAACACGCAUAGCAACUAUUCAUUUAGCUCAUCAAUUUUAUAUGUAUCGCAAAAGCAUGAAUGUGAUCGUAUCCAGUGGUGCAAAUAAUAUCAAUUUAAUCAGAAAUCCUUAUGAUAUAAUAAAUCUUGGAUCUAUAUUAGGUUUGAGUGAAGAUAAAUCAAAAGCAGCUAUAUUAAACCAAUGUCAACUUCUUCUUUUAAAAGCAGAGAGACGAACAUACGGCAAAGCAGUAUUUACAGUGGAAUUUACGGAAGAACCAAUGGAAAAAGAUGAUUAAAAAUGUGUGGCAAAAAAAAUUAAUUUAUAAACUAAGAAACAAUUUAUCUCUGUAU
Linepithema humile (Argentine ant) is the source of this 1248-nucleotide messenger RNA. RefSeq names its product ribonuclease P protein subunit Rpp30 (gene Rpp30). Gene Ontology annotation, cellular component: nucleolar ribonuclease P complex. The record is from RefSeq and is a predicted model, not a curated record. NCBI's taxonomy places the organism in Eukaryota, Metazoa, Arthropoda, Insecta, Hymenoptera, Formicidae. Gene Ontology annotation, biological process: tRNA processing. Gene Ontology annotation, molecular function: RNA binding.